UCCAUGACAGGAUAUUCAAAGCAACAGAUGCAAAACACAACGCAAACUAGUUAUGGAAGAACUGCCAUGAUGAACGAGACCAGAGGCUAUGUGGGAAUGACCACCAGUCCUGAUGAUAGCAACAUCCCUGGGAAUAGCAGCAUGGGCAUCCUGGUCAUCCCUGAACCCAUGAACACAGCUCUUAAUAUUUUGACUGUGACCAUCCUCUUCAUCACCAUGAUUUCUCUUGGAUGCACGAUGGAGAUCUCUAAAAUAAGGACCCAUCUUCUUAAACCAAAAGGAGUAGUUAUUGCACUGCUGGCCCAGUUUUGUAUCAUGCCCCUCACUGCUUUCACUUUGACAAAAAUCUUCCAGAUGGAUUCUAUUAAGGCUGUAACUGUGCUGAUCUGUGGUUGCUGUCCAGGUGGAAGCUUAUCAAACAUUUUCUCCUUUACAGUGAAAGGUGACAUGAACCUCAGUAUCGUCAUGACAACUUGUUCCAGCAUUGCUGCCUUGGUUCUCAUGCCUCUGUUGUUGUACAUCUUCAGCAAAGGCUUCACUGGUCUAAGACAUGCUGUUCCCUAUGCAGGAAUCAUCACUGCACUCGUGUUUACAUUGGUGCCUUGUGCUAUUGGCAUAUGCAUCAACCACUACAGGCCAAAUUAUUCCUCAAGUGUAACAAAAGUUGGUCUCAGCAUCCUGUUGAUAUCCACCAUCAUAAUUUCUGUACUGUCUGGUCUCGCUGUGAAGGAUGUAAUAUGGAUUAUCCUCAUGCCAGACAUCCUCACUGUUGCUGCACUGAUGCCUCUGAUUGGUUUUAUUCUGGGAUAUGCGGUGUCGGUCAUUUGCAGACUCAGCCCACAAUGCAGCAGAACCAUCUCCAUGGAGACAGGGUGCCAAAACAUGCAGCUGUGCACCGCCAUCCUUAAGGUGGCUUUUACUCCACAGGCCAUUGGACCCUUGUUUUUGUUCCCUUUAGUGUACAUUGCAUUCCAGUGUGCAGAGGCUCUAAUCCUGGUGCUGUGCUUCAGAUGUUACCAAACAGUCACAGCACAGCAUGGGGAUCAAAACUACAAUUAGAACGUUGCUGCUGAACAAGAACAGAUCAAACAGCCGUGAACUUCAAAGAGAACAGUGUACCCUGGAGGGAGGAUUAAAAAAAGAUAUUUCAUAGUGCAAGCCUGUGAUGUAACAACAGUGGCAAAACAUUGGAGGAUGAAAAUAUUUGUUUCAAAAGUUUGAGAUUUAUGAAUGUUAUAAACUAAAUAGCUGAUAAAAAAAACAAAAAACAAAUACAUAUCAAUUUCUGGCUUUAUUGCAAAGGUUAAACAAAGUUCUUACACAAAUCCCUUUGAUUUC
Cyprinodon variegatus (sheepshead minnow) is the source of this 1338-nucleotide messenger RNA. RefSeq names its product sodium/bile acid cotransporter-like. Gene Ontology annotation, cellular component: membrane. Lineage: Eukaryota; Metazoa; Chordata; Actinopteri; Cyprinodontiformes; Cyprinodontidae. Gene Ontology annotation, molecular function: bile acid:sodium symporter activity. The record is from RefSeq and is a predicted model, not a curated record. Gene Ontology annotation, biological process: bile acid and bile salt transport. The transcript is spliced from 6 exons. The coding region runs from base 4 to 1059 and encodes 351 amino acids.